AUGUACUGUGUAGACGUCGGUGGGUGUGGCAGACAUGGAGCGAGUCUUGCCUGUCCUGGAGGGCUCUGCAGCUUCCUUCACGGCUGGCCGCUUUCCGCCAUUGGUCUCGACAGCAUCUUCCGCUUUCUGAUAGCGCGCGUGUGUGCAGCACUCUCUUUGAGCCCGCCAGGUGAAUCACAGACGGCGCCAGAGCCAACAAGAUUCAAAGCCCUGGCCGGGUGUCAACAUGUUAGCCGUCGCUCUACCGCAGCCGCCGACGACAAGACGGCUGGCAGUGAGCGUCGUCGGCUUAGCUUCACCCACAUCUCGUCCUCCUUAGCGCCAGAUCCGGUGCAGCCAGCCUCCACGAUUGCCGAUCCGAGCGCUCGACCACGUCUCCAUCGCUAUGGGACCGCUGCAUGGCCUGCAACUCUCUCGGAAAUGCCACCAAUAACUAAAGCCAGCCCAUGGCCGCCCACUCGGAGGCAUCGUGUGCAACCCCAUGGGCCAUGCUUCUGCGCGUCCCAGCUGCCAUUGGCUCCCGAAAAAGCAAAGAGUCGCUUACCGUACCGUACCGGUACUCAAAGGAUCGGAAAAAGCCAUCUGGAACCCACUGCCUCAUCUACACUUGUCUGUGCAGCUUUUCCAUCCUUCAUUCACCGGCUGCCCCUGUUCAAUCUCGAGGACUGCUCAUGCCUUGCCCCUACCCGCAAUGAAAUGAGACGUAAUCGGUGCCCCCAAAUGUCAACCGUCAGCCAGCAUCGUCGGGACGUGAAACGCUCCGGCGUCAUGCUGUGUGUCUUUUUUCUACGGCUUCUUUCCCCCGGACGUUGCUACGUGCAUCUAUCAUUGGAACAAGGGAGCGCGUUCAAGAAACCCUGCCAUAUGGCUUGCCCUGGUUGGAAUCAGUGGCGGUCCACCUCUGUGCGUCACGACACUAUCGAAAAGAUAUUAUUCAAGGCAACGAUUCAGAAAACCGAUGCGAAGCAUGCCAGUUGCCUGUCUCGAAGCCAUGUGUUGCAAGUUGCUCACAAGCUCAGCCAUCAAAGCAUACCGACCAUCGUCCUUUGGCCUUGUCCCGCUCCAGCUGCCGAAUCUGUACUCUUGACAGGCGUGGUCCAGAGUGCAUGCAUGGGUAUCCCUGAUGCAUCGGGACUCGACUACAGCCACAAAGUGAGAUGUCGCAUCUUCGUUGAUUUCUGGGAUCGUCUACCAUGCUUUUUUUAG
Plenodomus lingam JN3 is the source of this 1206-nucleotide messenger RNA. RefSeq lists its product as uncharacterized. The record is from RefSeq and is a predicted model, not a curated record. Lineage: Eukaryota; Fungi; Ascomycota; Dothideomycetes; Pleosporales; Leptosphaeriaceae.